Mizuhopecten yessoensis (Yesso scallop) is the source of this 2890-nucleotide messenger RNA. RefSeq names its product ATP-dependent RNA helicase DDX54-like. Gene Ontology annotation, molecular function: RNA binding; RNA helicase activity; ATP binding. The record is from RefSeq and is a predicted model, not a curated record. The coding region runs from base 143 to 2818 and encodes 891 amino acids. Gene Ontology annotation, cellular component: nucleus. The transcript has 20 exons. NCBI's taxonomy places the organism in Eukaryota, Metazoa, Mollusca, Bivalvia, Pectinida, Pectinidae.
CAACGAGAGUUGAACGAGAUUUCAAAAAGAAGAUGGCUGCGCCCAUGUAAGCUACACGAGAUACUUUACGGGAAAACAGAUGUGAUAACAGAUUUUGACAGGAACAUAUUCACAUAGUGUAUGCUUGUUUGUGACACUUGAAAUGGCGAGACAUCAUAGAUUAAAACAGCGAAAACCUAUCUUAGAUUCUGGAAAGAAGAAAGGUGGUACACAAACUACUAAAAACAAAAGAACUGGUCCUGCAAACCACAGUAAGAAACAUGUUCCUUCUAAACCUCGAUUUCAGAAAGGAAAUGCAGACGAUCAGGAAGAUAAACAUAAAAAGAAGAAGAAGGUGACAUGGAAAGGAAAAGGCAAAAAGGAAGAGUCAGACGACGGCUCUGAUUUUGAAGAGGUGUCUGCCUUGCUAACAAAGUAUCAGCCACAAGAAGAUGUGGAUUCAACAGAUACCGACAGUGACGAAGAGAUAAAGGAAACAAGAAAACUGGUCACACAGCAAAACAGGAAAAAGAAGAAAUCUGGAGGCUUCCAAUCAAUGGGUUUCUGUCACCAGGUGUAUACAGGAAUAAUUCGGAAAGGCUACAAGAUACCAACCCCCAUACAGAGGAAGACAAUUCCUCUGAUCCUCGAGGGAAAAGACGUUGUUGCCAUGGCGAGGACUGGCAGUGGAAAAACAGCAGCCUUCCUUCUGCCGAUGUUUGAAAAGCUUAAGAUGCACACAGCAAAAGCCGGAGCAAGGGCGCUCAUCAUGUCCCCUACUAGGGAGCUGGCAUUACAGACCCUCACAUUCACUAAGGAGCUUGGCAAGUUUACGGGUCUGAAGGCAGCCGUCAUCCUGGGAGGUGAUAAAAUGGAUGACCAGUUUUCUUCACUCCAUGAAAACCCUGACAUAAUCAUCGCCACACCUGGACGACUGUUACAUGUUUUAGUCGAAAUGAACCUACGGCUGAUGAACGUGGAGUAUGUCGUGUUUGAUGAGGCUGACAGAUUGUUUGAGAUGGGAUUCCAGGAGCAACUCCUUGAGAUUAUUCACCGUCUGCCCGAGUCGCGCCAAACUCUACUUUUCUCUGCCACCCUUCCCAAGCUGCUGGUAGAGUUUGCCAAGGCGGGCCUCCACGACCCAACUCUCCUACGACUCGACGUGGAAACCAAGCUUAGCAACCAGCUGAAGAUGUCGUUUUUCCACUGCCGUGAAGAAGAGAAACAGGCCAUAUUAUUACAUAUACUGAAGAAUGUGAUAGAAGAGGACACACAGAGUGUAAUAUUUGUUGCAACUAAACAUCAUGUGGAAUAUGUUAAUUUGCUGCUAGAGAAGGCAGGCAUCGACUGCUCUUACAUCUACAGCUCGCUAGACCAGACAGCUCGUAAAAUCAACAUCGCCAAGUUCCAGCUGAAAAAAGUUAAGGUCCUGCUGGUAACGGAUCUGGCUGCACGAGGAAUAGAUAUCCCACUCCUCGACAAUGUCAUCAACUACAAUUUCCCGGCCAAGUCCAAAUUAUUUGUGCACAGAGUUGGUCGUGUGGCAAGAGCUGGCCGGAGUGGGACAGCCUUUUCCCUGGUGGCCCAGGAUGAAGUGCCCUAUCUCAUCGACCUUCAUGUGUUUCUUGGCAGGCAACUCAAGAUGGUGACCCCACGGACAGGCAAAGAUGAGGAGGGUCUCUAUGGCUGUGUUCCCCAGACAAUUGCGGACGAAAUGAACGAGAAGAUACGUAUCUGGAUGUCGGAGUCUAUAGACCUGGAGAAUCUGAAAAAGGUUAGCUUAAAUGCUCAGAAGAAGUAUGUUACAUCUCGGCAAGCACCUGCGUCCGAGUCAUUGAAACGUUUCAAAGAAUUAAAUCGUAAUGGAGUGAUUCCUGGGGUCCACCCUAUAUUUGGUGAGCUGAUUGAUGACUCGGGAAUGGAGCGUAUCAACCUACUUAACUCACUCAAGACCUACAAGAGUAAUACUACAAUAUUUGAAGUCAACUCCACAGCAAAGACACCGGCGUUUUCUGUGAUGAAGUCAAAGAGAGGCUGGCAUCAGAAUGUGAUCGAGCGUAAGAAUGAAAACGUGUCCGCAUUCCAGCAGAAGUCCCUGGAAAAGUUACAAGACGAGAGGUUGCAGAUGCAAGAAACAGUGGAGGACAAUGAGUUAGAGUCAGCGUUCAGUAAAGUGAUCGGAGGAAAGGAAAGUCAACGGGUGUUCAAACCGAAAGAGAAAAAACGCAAGUUUGUGGAAAUCAAGGAUGAAGAGAACUAUCUCAAUUAUCGCCCAUCUGACUUCCAGACCGAACGAGGAUUCAGUAUGGGGACCUCGUUUGAUAAAGAGAGUUCUGCCGUCCAGUUUGAUAUUGCAGGAGACGACGAUGACGCUAUCAAGAAAUUUAAGACUUCUGCUCGAUGGGACAGAAAGAAGAAGAAGUUUGUGAAGGAGGACAACAAUGACCCUAAGAAGAAGAAAAUACGAACUGAAAGUGGGGCUUGGAUCCCUGCCUCCUACAAGUCAAAUGCUUAUAAGGAAUGGCAGAACAAAAACAAGGUGGAUGAGGCAGAGGCCGACAGUGAUAACAAUGAGGGCGACAGAGAGGACAGAGGUUAUAUCAAGGUCCUUGGAGGCAAGGGCAGGAAAUGGCACACACAGGGUCAAGAAGGCUCCAAAGAUAGCUCAAAGAAUGGUAAAUUCAAGCGCCCUAAACAGGAACGCAAACGCCCCGAACAGAUUAUGAAAAGUAGAAACGCAAAAGCAAAGAAACAGGCCUUCCAAAAACAUCAGGAACAGACACGUCAAAAACGUAAAAACUUUUCCUCACAAAUGUCGAAAAAGAAAGGACGCAGAUAGACGUGUAUGCAAUCAGGAUGUUGAAAUGGGUAGGAGAAAACAAAAAUCAUUAAAAAAAUGUGAUAGAAUUAA